AUGGCUGCGACUGCUGGAAAGACCAUCACUUGCAAGGCUGCAAUUGCCUGGGCGGCCGAACAGCCGCUCUCGGUAGAGGACGUGGAAGUCGCCGCACCCAGGGCCCAUGAAGUGCGCAUCAAAGUCCUCCACACGGGUGUUUGUCAUACCGACGCAUACACCCUCUCCGGUAAGGAUCCCGAAGGCGCGUUUCCUGUGGUGCUCGGCCACGAAGGCGCCGGCAUUGUCGAAUCCGUCGGUCCAGAUGUGACCAAUGUUGAAGUGGGCGACCACGUCAUCGCGCUGUACACCCCGGAAUGUAAACAGUGCAAGUUCUGCAAAUCCGGCAAAACCAACCUCUGCGGACAGAUCCGCGCCACGCAAGGUCGCGGCGUGAUGCCCGACGGGACGUCUCGGUUCCGGGCCCGCGGCAAAGAUCUCCUCCAUUUCAUGGGCUGCUCGACCUUCUCGCAGUAUACCGUUGUCGCUGAUAUUUCGGUGGUCGCGUACACGCCUGCCUGUCCCACCGACCGCGCAUGUCUUCUCGGAUGCGGGAUCACGACGGGAUACGGCGCUGCGACGGUGACGGCGAAGGUGGAGGAGGGGUCGAGUGUCGCGGUAUUCGGGGCCGGAUGCGUGGGCCUGUCUGUGAUUCAGGGCGCGGUGAAGAAUAAAGCGGGCAUGAUCAUCGCGGUGGAUUUGAAUGACGACAAGGCGCCGUGGGUGUAUAAGUUCGGGGCGACGCAUUUCGUGAAUCCCACGAAAUUGGGCCGCAAGAAUAUCACCGAGAAGUUGAUUGAUAUGACGGAUGGGGGAUGCGAUUAUACGUUUGACUGCACUGGCAAUGUCAGUGUCAUGCGGGCGGCGCUGGAAGCGUGCCACAAGGGCUGGGGCGAGAGUAUUGUCAUCGGGGUUGCGGCGGCGGGUCAGGAGAUUAGCACUCGACCCUUCCAGCUAGUGACUGGUCGCCAAUGGAAAGGAUGCGCAUUCGGGGGCGUGAAAGGACGGACACAACUACCGGGACUGGUGGCGGACUAUCUGAACGGGGAUCUGAAGGUGGACGAGUUCAUCACCCACCGCGAGACCCUCAGCAACAUCAACACGGCAUUCGAGCAGAUGAAGCAGGGGGAUUGCGUGCGGUGCGUGGUGGAUACUACGUUGUAA
Messenger RNA from Aspergillus affinis, 1143 nucleotides. Its product is annotated as S-(hydroxymethyl)glutathione dehydrogenase/class III alcohol dehydrogenase. Gene Ontology annotation, biological process: formaldehyde catabolic process. The transcript has 6 exons. The record is from RefSeq and is a predicted model, not a curated record. The coding region runs from base 1 to 1143 and encodes 380 amino acids. NCBI's taxonomy places the organism in Eukaryota, Fungi, Ascomycota, Eurotiomycetes, Eurotiales, Aspergillaceae. Gene Ontology annotation, molecular function: zinc ion binding; S-(hydroxymethyl)glutathione dehydrogenase [NAD(P)+] activity. Gene Ontology annotation, cellular component: cytosol.